Aplysia californica (California sea hare) is the source of this 1914-nucleotide messenger RNA. RefSeq lists its product as uncharacterized. NCBI's taxonomy places the organism in Eukaryota, Metazoa, Mollusca, Gastropoda, Aplysiida, Aplysiidae. The transcript is spliced from 5 exons. The record is from RefSeq and is a predicted model, not a curated record. Bases 1 to 459 code for a protein of 152 amino acids.
AUGACUCUAGAGCUGAUGAGAGCUUUCACUUACACCAAAUGUCUACGCAACACCCCCUCUGUUUUAAAGUCACGUGCUUGGGGUGUAUUUUUAGUGCGAUUAGAGGCCAAAUUACUCAAUUUGCAUGAAGUUUUUAUCGACUGCUACGCUUCACCCUGGGACGUAGGCCUACCUUCGAAGCCAUUGGGGAAGUGGUCUGUGAAUUUGCGGAUCAGCUCAGCCCGAAACUACAAUCCUGUUGUGACGUUCAAGUAUCAAUUGCUUAGCUCUCUCAUCAUGGCAGCAGCUAAAGGUCGUGGAAAGAAGGCAGCCGGAGACUCUGGAGCUGCAGCUAAAGCAGCGAAAAAGCCAGCAAAGAAGGCAACAGCAAAGAAAGGAAAGAAAACAGGAGGAGUAAAGAAAGCCAAGGCAAAGGCAGCGGCCAAAGGGAAAGGGAAGAAGGCCGCAGCAAAGAAAUGAGCCACUACCUUUAGCCUCUUUUUUUUAUUUUUUGCACUCAACCUUGUUUUCUUUUAUUCUGUACCAUUAUUGUUAGUUUGAUAUUAUGAUUAUACAUUGUAUUAUAUUAUAUUGCACCAAUGAUGGGCCUGUGUAAAAUAUCUCAAAAUCGGAAAAAAAAACAGUUUUGAACGAUGCUGAAGGGAGCAUCAGGUAUGAUUGAUCUCAUAUAUGAAUUUCCAAUUUUUGCAUUGUUUUUUUUUUUUUUUAAAUGUUGCUUUUGAACAGAAAAGUUAUUGAGAAAAUCUUUUUAAUGAAGAAAUGGGAAAUUACAUUGGUCACAUUGUUGAAGUGCUUGUGAUUGAUAUUUAACAGGUCAAUGUCUUCAUGUAUUCAUGGACUGUACUUUUUCACUUUGUCUAGACUAGCUCAAUUGUGUCUUUGUUCUUUCUCUUUCUCUCUCCCCCUCCCUCCCUCUAUGUCCCUCUAUUCUUGGUCUCUUUUCCAUACUCACACUCUCUUGCCUUCGUCCAGCUAAAUCCUACACAUUGUAUUUAUCAUUGCGUUGAGAUAUAUAUUAUAUAUAUACCAGUGGCCAUAUAGUGCCCAGUAUCAUGGAUUUUUACACGUUUUAUUCACCGUACACGUCUGGUCUACAGUUUAUGCUGACUAAGUCAACAUUCAGCUUAAUUAUUGAAUACUAAAUACCCAUUUUGGAUACGGUAACCCCCUCCCCAGUAUUUUUUAAGUUAUCAAAAUUUUAUUAUCCUGAGGAAAGUUGCACAUCUUCAUAUAUUAUAUAUAUAUAUCCAUCCAUCUAUCUAUCAUAUAUUUGAUCUUCAUCUCAUUUUAUUUUUGCUUCUUGUAAGCAUUCGUGUAAUUAACCAUUUUUUGGUUAUAGUCAUUUUGUCCUCAUUUGUUUUAACCUGCCAAUCACUUCAAGGAAACGUGCUUGUUUAGAUGAUGUCAGCCCUCAGAUGCAAUAGUGACAUUCAUUCUUUGGGAAAAUUACCACACUCGAGCAUCGGAGGGUUGAUGUGUCUGCGUGUCUGAAGUUAUGUGUUUAUUUUUUAAAAAAGUAUUUUUCUUGUUGAAAGUUCGUUUUGGAAGGAAAAAAAAAGAGCUAAGUUUCAAUCAUCCUGAGUUUUGUCAGUGGCAAUUGAUAAAAUUUUUAAUGAAGUUUUACAAUUUAAAGCAUGGGAAAAUAUUGUUUUGAAGGUUUAUCUUUUAAUCUUUUAAAAGAGGAGUCGUUGACGAGCGUUAGUAGGUCAGAAUCUUUAGAAUAUAGGCCUUCAUUUUGUUCUAGAUGAUUGUGUUUACCUUUAGAAAGUAGUUUUCAAGAUGUCAGAUGCACUGAUUGAAUCUCAAAGCACGUUUGGAUGGACAUACUUGGUUAAGUGUAUGUAUGUGUGGUGAUCAUGAUCAGUUACUUUUACACAAGGCAAUAUAUUAAUAAAAUAAUUGUCGUUAGUUGAA